Molecule: messenger RNA, 5163 nt
Organism: Pristis pectinata (smalltooth sawfish)
Lineage: Eukaryota; Metazoa; Chordata; Chondrichthyes; Rhinopristiformes; Pristidae
Gene: dync2i2
Product: dynein 2 intermediate chain 2
Exons: 8
Coding region: 192-1694 (500 amino acids)
Biological process (GO): intraciliary transport
Cellular component (GO): ciliary plasm; cytoplasmic dynein complex
Molecular function (GO): dynein heavy chain binding; dynein light chain binding
Source: RefSeq, a predicted model, not a curated record
UGGACCAGGUCGUCAUGGCGACAGGGCGCGCUGAUUGGGUCGCGUCGGGUAUUAGCUCAUGCUCUGUGUUGGAGAGAGAGAGGGUUCUUUUUUUGUGUGGGAGGCGGAUGAGUUCUUCGCUCUGAACAUUUCGGUUAAGAAAUAAACUGAAAUCGGUUUAGAUUCUAUUUGGUUUUAUAACUUAACGGGCCAUGUUCACCGACGAGGUGCAAGAGGCCGUGUCGGUGGAGUCGCGCUGGAGAAAAGCUCCUGAGCUCUGUGACGCAGUUUGUCAAACAGUGGCGGUUCGGCGUGCCGAAGCCUCAGUGCAGAUACGACGUAGCGCGGAGAUCAGUACGCAGACAGAGUCGUCCGACUGUCGAGACUGCCGGGUCCUGGAUCGCAACAUCGAGCCAUCGGUUGAUUUCCCGCGUCUAGUCAGUUUUCUGCGGCAAGUAGAGCCGAUGGUGAUCAAGGAGUUAAGGAAGAAUAUCCAGAGCCACGCGUUUGAUGGGUUUGAAGUUAACUGGAUAGACCAACCACAGACAGUUUCAUGUUUAUAUACCCUGCAUUAUCCAGAAGCCCGUGAGCGACAGCUGCAUGUUACUGGUGUGUCCUGGAAUGUAACUGGCUCUGUUAUUGCUUGUUCAUAUGGCAGGUUGCAGGAUGGUGACUGGAGCACAGAGAAGUCUUACGUGUGUACUUGGAAUCUGGAUCGGAGAGGGUUGAACCCAAACCGGCCAAACGUUGUGAUUUAUGUUUCCAGUGCUGUCAUGUGCCUGGCAUUCCACCCAACAGAACCUUCUUUGAUUGCUGGUGGGCUUUACAAUGGAGAAGUUUUAGUAUGGAACAGCAGUAAAACUGAUGACCCUUUAAUUGCUAGAUCAGGAAUGUCUGAAGACACUCACCGUGAGCCUGUUUAUCAGGUGCAGUGGAACCAGAGUUUGAGUCACAGUAACAGAAUUCAUAUUCUGAGUGCUAGUACCGAUGGAAAGAUUCUCAUCUGGGGGAUGGACAGCAAAGGUCAACUCAUACUGCAGGAUGGAUUUGCUCUUAUUGUUCAGCAGAUGCCACGUAAUGUCAAACUUAAGGUUCGUGGGAGCACUUCUUUUGGUGUGACUGCUCUCUCUUUCUCUCACCUGGACAAGACUGUAUUUAUUGCUGGUGUGGAGGGUGGUUACGUGCUGAAGUGUUCAACAGAGGUUCUGACUUGUGCAACACCGAGCUCUGGUUCUGUUCCAUUGAAAGCACCAGCUCAAUUUACCUUCUCCCCCCACUGUGGUCCUGUGCAUGCCGUUGCCUGCUCACCAUUUCACAGAAACCUUUUUCUCACUGCUGGCACUGAUGGACACGUUCAUCUGUACUCCAUGUUGCAGGCCAAGCCAAUUCUUUCUCUUCAGUUAUCUCAAACUUACAUCUUCGGUGUUUGCUGGUCUUCAGUCCGACCUCUAGUCUUUGCUGCAGCCACAGGAGAAGGAACUGUGUUGAUUUUUGACCUUGGGCAGAGUUCUCUUUGUCCCUCGAUUUCUAUUGAGCAGUGUGCAGAGAGCAAGCCAGUUUACUGCCUGGCUUUCAAUCCAAAACAACCACAGCUUCUUGCAGCUGGUAAUGCAGAAGGAAGUGUCAAAAUCUGGCAGCUGAAUGCUGAACUGAUGAAGCAAGGACCAAGAGAGAUGAUUCUACUCGAGCAACUUGCUAAUGAAGUGGCAGAUUGACUGACUAAAGACCUAGUGAGAUGGGCUGGAGAACAUUUUCCCCAACUCUCCAGCAUUUCCAGGUUGUACAUCAUGAACUGAUUCAACAUAUUUUCUUACAAUAUUUAAAAUUUUAAUAUUAGUCUGUUGAAAGUUUAACACUAGAACACUGUAUUCUUAUUUUUUUUAAUUCAGCUGCAAAGUAUUUAGGAACAAGAACUGUAAUUCCUUAGCCCUAGUAUACAUGGGCUGCAACUCAGGAGAAACUGAAAACUGGGUAGCAGUUUUGAAUUAGGUGUUCCUAUCCAGCAUUGCAGAAGAUUCACCAAUGCCUGAAUUUCAUUGAUUUCCACUUGGUUGCAUGUAUGUCCAGUGAGAAAAGACACCUAAGGUGUUUUGCAGGGAGGAUUUUCAGGUGAUUGGGGCAGUAAAUAUCCUUGUAUAUCUACAUAUUUUUCAUUAGAAGUGGAACCCGGGAACCCACUUUCUUCACAACUGCAACCUACCCCCCAAAUCCCACUACUGGUGAGUAAAACACUAUCCAGCAUCAUAAUGACAGUACUGUUAGCACUUUCUGUCAGUUCAUUGUAAAACUGAAAGUGGUUUAACAUAUUGCUUAGUUGCUCUGUGAUUCAGCUGUACUAUGUGCUGCUUUUCAGUCUUUAAUUCAACCAGUUUCUCUUGAUUGCAUUGGUGAUAAUUGGACUUGCACUAAAAUACCCUUUUUUUAAAGUUGCUUUUUGGUAGGAUUAAGUAUAAAUGACUUUUCAGUGGUGUAUUAAGUGAUAAUUACAGCUAAAAACAAAAAUAUCUGAAUUGUAAUUUUCUUGCAAUUCAAGAUGUAAUAAUUUUAUAAAAUUAUUAAAUAUUCCACCUUACUUGUGUGUUUGUGUUCUAAGCUUAAGCUGUUGAAUACUUGAUAAUAGCAAUAAUUGUGGUUUUACUAGUUAUUUUGCUGCUUUUUGAUUGGAUUGGAUUGGGUGCUUAUCCAACCUCAUGACAUUGUGACUGUUGGAUGCAGUUGAACAUACAACACUGCCUGGCAGUAAUAGUGAAAAAGAGGUUCUUGCUACAAGGAUUGCUAAAUUUUUGUGAACAGCUUUUGGGUAAGUCCAUUCCCUUCACUGCUGUCAGGUCAAUGUUUCUGGGUUAGACUGGUUGCCUUGGCUUUGCAGGGCAGACCAGAACCACCACUUGCCCAUCCAAGUGUCCUGACUUGUACUGAUUUGAAUUUUAAUUGUUCUUUGAUCAGUUUUGUUGGAGACUGGGAAGCAGUUGUUCUGCCCAUAUGAUGGAAUGUCAUAGAUGCUAGGACAUGGCAGUAAGGAAUUCACACACUGAUAUCCUGGAACUAGGAUGAUUCAUCGUCAACUAUCUCAGCCAUCUUUCUUGGUGCAAGGUAUGACUUCAGCUAAGUGGUGUUUGCUUGCAGCCUGUUGAGUUUGGUUUUAGCAGGGCUCCCUGAUGCCACACUCAAUCAACUGCUGCCAAGAUAUCACAAGGGCACUUGGCUUCAAUUAGCUCCUUGGUCCGCAUUUUGAUCAUAGCUCUGAAGUCGACAGUCAUGUGCUCAUGGCAAAAGCCAAAGUGGAGGAAUAGGUGUUUGAUGUUACUGACCAGUGUUAUCUUGGAAGGAUCUAUCCAUCUUAAUAAUCUUGUUUUGGCUUGGUCUGAGCUUGAGUUUGCUUAUCUAUUGCAAUACCUACAAACUUAGUGGGCCCUUCUCCCCACUGGUCAGCAGAUAAAAUGCAAUGCUGUCCUCUCACUAGCAUCCAACAAGUGCUACUUUCCAAGCACUAACAGUGGAAGGUAAGCCCAUUGUACCCGUGCUAGUUCAUUGAAUUUUGCAAUAAGUCUAAUUUUUCCCUUCAAGCUAUGAUUUUCUCCCUUCAGGUAGCCACUUUUAAAAGUUAUUUAAUGUGCUUCCACUACUGUUUCAGGAAGUACAAGAUUAUUUUUAACAAAUAGUUCACUAUUUUGGUAAGUUGAAGUGAAAUAAUAUUUGAUUAAUUUAUUAGUGCUCUUUGUAGAAAUAACAUCCUCUGCUUAAAGGGAAACCUGUGAAUGUACUAUACUGAAAUUUCCAGGAGGCAUUUGAUUAGAUGCCACAAAAGGUUGAUAUGCAGAAAUUCAUGCCUUAGGAGGUAAAAUAUGGACAUGAAUAGAAAAUUGGUUGGCAAACAGGAAUCAAGUGAUCAUGUGGAUAGUCAGAGGCUUUUUCCCAGGGCUGAAAUGGUUGCCACAAGAGAACACAGGUUUAAGGUGCUGGGGAGUAGGUGUAGGGGAGAUGUCAGGGGUAAGUUUUUUUACUCAGAGUGGUGAGUGUGUGGAAUGGGCUGCUGGCAAUGUUGGUGGAGGCGGAUACAAUAGGGUCUUUUAAGAGACUUUUGGAUAGGUACAUGGAGCUUAGAAAAAUAGAAGGCUAUGGGUAAGACUAGUAAUUUCUAAGGUAGAGACUUGUUCAGCACAGCUUUGUGGGCUGAAGGGCCUGAAUUGUGCUGUAGGUUUUCUAUGUAAUAGCCAUAUUGCUAAUGACAAAGAUAGACAAAAAGUAACUUAUUAAGAGGACACAAGGCUACAAAGAAGUUAGAUGAGUAAAUGGAGUAUAAAUGUAGGAAUAUGUGAAAAUUAUUCAUUUUGACAAGGAAAUUUAAAGUAUUAUUUAGAUUGUAACUUGGAAACUAAUGUAGGUGUCUUUAUAUAAUUUUAAAAAAGCAAUCAGGAGAGCUAACAGUUUGUUUUAGCAACAGGGUAGUUAUACUUCAACUAUGUAACAUUUAAUGAGACCACAUUAGGAUUAUUGUGUAAAAUGUCUGUCUCCUUGUUUAAGGAAGAAUAUUAAUGUGGUGGAAACACUUGAUUUAUUGGGCAUGGCUGAAUGGGCAGGUUAUCUUACGAGGAAAUGGUGGCUCGGCUUGUAGCUACCGAAAUAAGGAGUAAGAGAUGUAAUUGAAAUGAAAAUCUUGCAGGUUUUUGAUAAGGUGGAAUGGAGAAUGUUUCUUUCAGAAAAUCUAGAAUGAGAUCACCCACUUGAGACAGAUGAAAAUUAGAGGGUUGACUUUGGAACACUGACAAAAGACUUCAAAUAUCUUUUAAGACAGCAGUAGAAGCAAGGAUUACUGGGAGGAGUAGGCAGGUAGGUUAACAUCAGCUGUGGAUGAGUAACUUUUCCGAAUACAUAGCAGUAUCUGUUAAUUGAUGAGCUUGUGUUACAGGAAAAUGUUGCAUUAAGCAAACUCAAAUCAAAGUGUUUCCUAUUGGUUUCAAUGUAAAAACAAAAGCUAGCUGCAUUCCAGAACUUUAGAAUUUAUCAAAGAUCUAAUCACUUAAGUAUUUGUACAAAUCUGAAAUAACACUAGCAAUUAAAUCUUUAAAUAUUUUACCCUAUACAAGAUGUCUCAUGCAUGUAUUCUCACCCAUAUUGCUUUUACUAGCUAUCUCUCCCCUUCCUGAUCUUGUACUUGGGCAUCUGUAAGUGAAUGGAUGGCAA